AUGGUGCUCUCAGCUGUUCUCGAAGUUGAUGUAAAAGCGCUGAAGGCACAUAAAUAUUGUGAUACAAAUGGCACCUGGUUUCGGCAUCCAGUCUCCCACACAAUCUGGAGCAAUUACACGACUUGUAUCAAUAUCGAAGAUCUAAUUUGGCAACAAGGUAUCAAUGGCAUCUACGAAGUAGGCUAUGCCAUAUCAUUAGUGGCUCUACUUUUAUCGCUAGCGAUUCUCACAUAUUUUCGAUCGUUGAGAUGCGCAAGGAUAACUCUGCACAUGAAUCUAUUCGUUUCGUUCGUCCUUAACAACGCACUAUGGUUGAUCUGGUAUAGAUUCGUUGUAGCUAAUACAAAUCUUUUGUUAAACAAUAGCAUAAUAUGCCAGUUGUUACAUAUCCUCCUUCAUUAUUUCCUCUUGACGAAUUACGCAUGGAUGCUUUGCGAAGGCUUUUAUCUUCACACAUUACUCGUUCUAGCGUUUACAAGUGAGCACAGAUUGGUGAACUGGCUUAUGGCACUUGGUUGGUCGAUGCCAGGGAUCAUCGUUACCAUUUAUGCCAUUUUAAGAGCCACAAGCUACGAUCCCGUAGACACCGAACAAUGUUGGAUCAACGAAGGCAAUUACAUGAGUGUGUUGGUCUAUCCGGUAUGCGUGUCGACGUUGUUGAACGUUCUAUUUCUCUUCAACAUCGUACGCGUUCUUCUAAUGAAAUUGCGUGCUGGUCCAGCGAUAGGAACGAGACCGUCGAGAUCAAUGCUUCAAGCUUUCAGAGCAACGAUGUUAUUGGUACCACUUCUUGGCCUUCACUAUCUAGUCAUUCCGUUCAGGCCACCGAAGAAGCACCCUUGGGAACACGCUUACGAAGUUAUUUCAGCGAUUACAGCCUCUUUCCAAGGCCUCUGCGUUGCCGUAUUUUUCUGCUUCUGUAACGGAGAGGUCCGAUGGCGGGAGAGGAGAAGGUGUGACUAUCAAUCCGCGAUGUCGGUUGAACCGGAUAAAUAUGAAGAAGAUGAUCGUCAACGACAAAGCGUUAUGCAAUUGGUCGCUCAUCAUGAAAGUAAUAUAGCCAACAACAACAGUCACGCUAAUGUUUUAUUAAAACGUACGGAAAAUAUCAACGAGCCCGACCAGACACAAUGUUGA
Messenger RNA from Vespa crabro (European hornet), 1137 nucleotides. RefSeq names its product calcitonin gene-related peptide type 1 receptor-like (gene Dh31-R). The coding region runs from base 1 to 1137 and encodes 378 amino acids. Gene Ontology annotation, molecular function: G protein-coupled peptide receptor activity. Lineage: Eukaryota; Metazoa; Arthropoda; Insecta; Hymenoptera; Vespidae. Gene Ontology annotation, biological process: adenylate cyclase-modulating G protein-coupled receptor signaling pathway; cell surface receptor signaling pathway. The transcript has 9 exons. Gene Ontology annotation, cellular component: plasma membrane. The record is from RefSeq and is a predicted model, not a curated record.